AUGGCUCUUGUUCUGCGGUAUGUCAACAAAGAAGGCAAACUUAUUGAGCGAUUCCUUAGUAUUGUUCAUGUUAAAACAACAACUUCAUCGUCAUUGCAAAAAGCAAUCUAUGAUUUGCUUUUAGAGCACUCAUUGAGUCCAUCUCAAAUACGGGGACAAGGUUAUGAUGGAGCUAGUAACAUGCAAGGAGAAAUCAAUGGUCUUAAAACUUUAAUUCUGAAAGAUAAUCCUUCGGCGUAUUGUAUACAUUGCUUUGCCCAUCAAUUGCAAUUGACUCUUGUAGCCGUUGCAAAAAACCAUUGUGAUGUAGAUCAAUUUUUUGAUAUUGUUGCUAAUGUCUUGAAUAUUGUUGGAAGUUCUAUUAAGCGUAGGGAUAUGCUUCGAGAGGAUCAGGCAAAAAAAUUAGAGGAGCUACAAGUGCUUGGUGAAGUUCAUACAGGAAGUGGACUAAAUCAAGAACUUGGACUCCAAAGGCCAGGUGAUACUCGAUGGGGUUCUCAUUUUAAGACAGUGCGUAACUUUAUUACAUUAUUCUCGUCUAUCAUUAAUGUACUUGAGUUUCUUGGAAGUGAGGGUGCAAAUUAUCUAGAGAGAUCAGUGGCAAAAAGUUUAGUGAAUGACAUAAGAACUUUUGAGUUUGUUCAUAUGAUGCACUUGAUGUUAAAAUUAUUGGCAAUUACAAAUGAUUUGAAUAUGGCUUUGCAAAGAAAAGAUCAGGAUAUUGUAAAUGCUAUGAAGCUUGUUGGUUUCGCCAAAAGGAAAUUGCAAGGGAUGAGAGAAUCUAAAUGGGAAUCUUUGAUAAAUGAUGCCUCUUCAUUUUGUGCCAAGCAUGAUAUUGUGAUCCCUGAAAUGGAUAAGAACUAUCAUCUUGGAAAGUCAAAGCGUAGGAGUUCAAGUGUUACAUAUUCUCAUCAUUUGCGUGUCGAAGUUUUUAAUACUGUUAUUGAUUUGCAACUUUCAGAGCUUAACAGUCGUUUUGAUGCGGUGAAUAGUAAUCUACUUCUUGGUAUGGCUAGUUUGAGUUCGGAUGAUUCUUUUGCAAAUUAUGAUAAAGAAAGAAUUAUGAAACUUGCUACACUUUAUCCUCAUGAGUUUAGUGGUUCAAAGCUUGAAGAUCUCAGUUACGAGCUUGACAACUAUAUUCUCUUUGUGAAAGAAGACAACGAUUUCUCUAACUUGAAAGGACUUGGAGAUUUUUCAGAAACACUAGUUGAAACAGAUUUAUCUUCUCACAUCUUUGGUUCCAUGGCUCCUCCGGCCAUGCUCCGGCAUAUUCAAGCACGGGAAGCCUGA
This is a messenger RNA of Nicotiana attenuata, 1293 nucleotides long. Its product is annotated as zinc finger MYM-type protein 1-like. The transcript is spliced from 2 exons. Lineage: Eukaryota; Viridiplantae; Streptophyta; Magnoliopsida; Solanales; Solanaceae. The record is from RefSeq and is a predicted model, not a curated record. The coding region runs from base 1 to 1293 and encodes 430 amino acids.